GCUGUAAUCUGUGAGGAUUUGUGAAAACCAAUGAGUGAAAACACAAAAUACACAGAAACGUCAAAAUUAAAAUUGAAUUUUUGUGUGAUGUUCUAAAAUUUCGAUGUUCAUUUUUAUUUUACAAGCAUUUAUUUAGUUUUUUUAUCUGUGCUGUGUAGGAGGCACUACUUUCUUGUAGAAUUAAUUAGUUUUAUUUUGGUUACAGUGUACAGUACAUCUUUUUUACAGACUGUAGAAAUGGACCCCAUAGCGAUUUUGCAAAGUAGAAUCGAACAACUAGAAGCAAAGUUGGGUUUGGCCAACGUUCCCGUUGAAGGGCAACAAGGAGAUUCUGCAACAACAAAUUUGUUGAACACAGCUCAAGCAAUCAACAAUGCAACAUUGGGACAUGAGAAGUUAAAUGAAUCUAUGCAGAUGGCCACGGAACUGAACAAUUAUACUGACCCAAAUUUAUUGGAAAAUAUUCAACAAAACAACAUGCACAUGCAAGAAGUAGCUGCAGCAGAGCCAGUCAUUAGACAUCAUUGUCAAUGCAUGCAUCGUUGCAAACAGGCAGCACCUGUGUUGGAGUCUGAAGCCAUCCAGCAAGUGCCCCAAUUGCAGGAGACUGUAAACACCAUGCACGCAGCAGCGGCUGAGGUUAAAGCAGAAGCUGAUGCGGUAUCUCUUGGUGUCCAGCAGUUAGCAGAGACGUGUGGUGCCGCCGCCUUGGAGGGAUCUGUACAACUGACCAAUGUUGCACAAAAAGUGGAACAAGUGGAGGAUAAGAUGUUCCCCAAGAGAAGAAAUGGGCUGGAUUGAAGAUAUUCUAAUAAAAUUAUAUUUUGGUGCUUUUUA
Messenger RNA from Amyelois transitella, 837 nucleotides. RefSeq lists its product as uncharacterized. Gene Ontology annotation, cellular component: dynactin complex. The coding region runs from base 238 to 801 and encodes 187 amino acids. The transcript has 4 exons. Lineage: Eukaryota; Metazoa; Arthropoda; Insecta; Lepidoptera; Pyralidae. Gene Ontology annotation, biological process: cytoskeleton-dependent cytokinesis. The record is from RefSeq and is a predicted model, not a curated record.